AUGUGCUACUUGGGAAGGAAUUUAGGGGAGUCGCAAGAAAUUGCAGUCAGGAGACUUCGUGCUCUUAAUAGAAAACUCGACGAGCAGCCAAGCUUAAAACUCCAAUAUACGACGUUCAUGGACGAAUAUUUGAAACUCGGUCACAUGACCGAAGUCACCGAGUUGCCAUCCCCUGAAACGCCUCAUUACUUCAUACCACACCGUGCUGUUGCAAAGGAAUCGAAUUCAACCUCGAAGUUUCGAGUGGUAUUCGAUGCCUCAUGUAAGACGUCAUCUGGAAAAUCACUUAACGACAUCCUCCGAGUUGGACCAACAAUUCGACAGGAUCUAUUUCACAUUGUCACUCGCUUCAGACAACAUAGAUUCGUAUUAUCAGCCGAUAUUGAAAAAAUGUACAGGCAAGUCAGGAUAAAACAGGAUCAGCGUCGCUUUCAACUCAUCGUAUGGAGAGCCGACACUGAUCAACCAAUCAAGACCUAUCAGCUCAAUACCGUAACGUACGGGACCGCAAUAGCUCCAUUCUUGGCAAUCCGGAGUUUGCACCAAUUGGCCUACGAGUGCGCCAACGAACACCCUAUCGCUAGUCAAAUCAUUUUACAUGAUUUUUAUGUAGAUGAUUUGUUGACAGGUGGCGAUGACAGUUUUCAACUUCAAGCGAUAAAGGAAGACCUCGAACAGGUAUUACGCUCAGCUGGGUUUCCAUUGCGCAAAUGGACUUCCAAUCUCCCCGACCUGAUGGGAACCUCCCCAGAAUACAUGAAUAUUGAUAAUUUCAUUGGUGAUGAGGUCCGCACACUCGGAUUGGUGUGGAAUCCAAACAGAGAUUCGUUUCAUUAUCGUGUAAGCACAUUCAGUGGAAUGUCACGAUGUACAAAGAGGAGCAUUCUUUCAACGAUUUCACAGAUCUACGAUCCACUGGGGCUCAUCGGACCAGUAUGCAUCAAGGCCAAGAUUAUCUUACAAGAAUUAUGGAAACUAAAACUCACGUGGGAUAAAUCAUUACCAAGUGAUUUCCAUAAAAUAUGGAAGCAAUAUUAUGACCAGUUAACAUACAUUAAUGACGUAUCUAUUCCUCGGAGGGCGAUAUGUUCAAAUCCUCUGCGAGUCGAAUUACACGGCUUUUGUGACGCGUCCGAGACCGCAUAUGGCGCAUGUAUUUACAUCCGAUCCAUCACGACAGAUGAUCGAGUCACUGUACGAUUGCUUUGUGCCAAGUCGCGAGUAGCACCUCUUAAAACGAUUACGAUUCCAAGACUUGAACUCUGUGGUGCUGUUUUACUCGCUCGACUGACUCAAAGAAUAUCCGAAUCUUGGACUCGUCCAAUCGAUGCAAAAUAUUAUUGGUCAAAUUCACAAAUCGUACUCAGCUGGAUCGCAGGGGAAGCUAGUGAGUGGAAAAUAUUUGUGGCCAAUAGAAUUUCAGAAAUCCAUGACUUAACUGAGAAGGACAAUUGGAAUCACGUACGGUCUGCAGACAACCCCGCGGACAUCAUAUCUCGAGGUAGUACUCCAAAGGAUCUAUUAACAUCCAAUUUAUGGUGGAACGGACCGUCAUGGUUAGCAGAAUCAACCGAAGAAUAUGGUGGUGAAUCCACGCAAGUCAUUGAUCAAGACAUCAGCCAGGCCAUCACACUAGAAGCGAAGCCACCAGUAUCGGUUCUCACCACUACGAUCAUCGAUUUCGAUUUAUUGAGCCGAUUCUCGAGUCUUCGAACAUUGAGACGAGUAGUCGCAUACUGUAUACGUUUCAUGCACAAUGCCCUCCAUCCAACACAACGCAGAAGUGGAUUGCUGUCAGUCGAAGAAUUACGUCAAGCAAAUGUAACCAUUUUGAAAAUCAGUCAAGCGGAGUUCUUCACACCAGAAUUGAACAACUUGCGCAAGAAGACUCCAGUCUCAUCAACCAGUAAGUUACAGUCUUUGUUCCCAUUUGUGGACGCUGACGGACUCAUCAGAGUUGGAGGACGAUUGAGACACUCGGAUCUCCCAGAGACACAAAAGUUUCCCGUGGUCUUAGCAUCUAACAGUGCGUUCACUAAACUUUUGAUUCAAGACACACAUGUCAAACAUUUACAUGCCGGGCUACAAGCUCUCUUAAGUAUACUUUAUGGCCAAUACUGGAUUCUAUCGGCCAGAUCCACUGCCCGUAAGGUGCUGCACAGAUGCAUAACAUGUUAUCGACUGCGUCCGAAACACCUUCAACAAAUCAUGGGCGAUCUACCUUCCGUUCGCGUUCAGCCUAGUCGCGCAUUUUUAAAUGUAGGUGUCGAUUACGGCGGCCCUUUUAAUAUAAAGAUCUCACGAAACAAAACUAACAAGGCAUAUUUAUGUUUGUUCGUAUGCCUAGCCACGCGGGCUAUUCAUCUAGAGCUCGUAUCGGAUUUGUCCACGAGUGCAUUCCUUAACGCGUUGAAACGCUUUAUAGCACGUCGCGGCAAAUGUAUUAACAUAUAUUCGGAUAAUGGUUCUAACUUCAAGGGAGCAAAUAACGAGCUUAAGGAAUUAGCAAAUCUACUCUUAACUGACGCUCAUCAACGAUGCAUACUCGAGUAUUCCGCUGACAAUUUUGUGAAAUGGCAUUUUAUACCCCCACAUGCUCCCCAUAUGGGUGGAAUCUGGGAGGCUGGUAUAAAAUCAGCCAAAACUCAUCUCAAAAGAAUUCUAGGCAACGCGUUGCUAACCUUUGAAGAAUUUUACACACUCACAACUGAAAUCGAGGCGUGCUUGAACUCAAGACCUAUGUCUCCAAUGUCCCACGAUCCUUCUGAUCUAUCUGCUUUGUCUCCCGGACAUUUUUUAAUUGGAGCACCAUUGACCAGUAUACCCGAACCCGACCUAUCAGAACUCGCAUCCAAUCGCCUCACCCGAUAUCAGUUGUUAGCAAAACUUCAACAACAUUUCUGGAAGCGUUGGAGCCGCGAAUAUCUCACGCAGUUUCAGGCGAGAACAAAGUGGAAGGAGGAAAGGGCAAACAAAGCGUUACAAGUAGGAAC
Vollenhovia emeryi is the source of this 2993-nucleotide messenger RNA. RefSeq lists its product as uncharacterized. Gene Ontology annotation, biological process: DNA integration. Lineage: Eukaryota; Metazoa; Arthropoda; Insecta; Hymenoptera; Formicidae. The record is from RefSeq and is a predicted model, not a curated record. The transcript has a single exon. Gene Ontology annotation, molecular function: nucleic acid binding. The annotation marks the transcript as partial.